AUGUCGUACCUUGAACUUUCACAUAAUCUCGCCGAUGCCUUCAAUGCGCUGGCUGACGAGGCACAGGCUCUGAAUGACCGCCGUGUCGUUCUGGAGCACAAACUGCGUUUUGCCCAUGAGCAGUUCCAGCACCUGGCCGACAAGUAUGCGCCUGCCUCGCCUGACAUAACCGACACGUUAGCCAAGCUGCAGCUGCCUCCUCACACAUCGGUCGACCGAACUUCCCCUGUGCCUCUCCUCAGACGGGAGAACCCACUGUCUCAGCACCACGUCGCUGUUGUCAUCCGAGACGGCCGCCGUCUGGCUUCUCAGGUAGCCUCGAUGACCAGCAAGAUGUCCGAUUCGACGCGAGACUCCGGCUCACGUACAUCAGGUGAUAAGCCGUCAUCCAUGUCCACUGCUCUGGAGCAAGACUUUACCAUCGAGGGGAAAAAGGGAAAUCUGCAAUGUCCCUUCUCACGGCGCCAGUCUCCCGAUCGCUCCGGUGAAGAGCCCGAGGAGGAAGCGGACGACCAGCCAGGCCCAAUGCCCCAUGACAUCGACGACCCUAUAUGUGCUGCCAUGUAUGAAGAGUCGGCCGCACUCAGUCAUGCUGCCAAAAGCAACACGGCAAGCAAGUGCCCUAUCCGCUAUAUGGACAAGCACUCCCCCGAGGAGAUUGCCCACUAUGUGGAGACACACAAGCAUGAACUGCCGCGUAGCCACGAGGUUUGUCUUCGUCGUUAUAAUAAUGAGGAGCAAGUCAAGCAGCUGGAUUCCAAGUAUGGCAACAUUGUCAGCAUGGUCGAGGGUCUCGGCCAACUGCACCAGUCGAUGCUCCGCGAAUCUGGAGAACAGCUUGAGCCGACUCGCUACGUCGAGGGCGAUAAGGCAUCUAAUGAGCGUGUGCAAAAAUGGGCCACAACGGUAACAGCCUCGGCUGCGUCCGAUCUGGAGGAGGCGGUUGAGAAUACUGCUGCUCCCGAGCCCGACGAAGAUGAUGACGACGCAGCCCGCCAGGGUCGCUUUGACCGACCCCUCAAGGAAGUCAGGGUUGGCGAGUCACCCAGCCGUCCCUGGGGCAUCAGCGUACCCAUCUACGACAUGCCCGGCUACGGGGAUGAACUACCCUUCUCUCCUCCUCCAGCCCCCGUUCGCAUGAGCUCUGGCCAUGGCAAUGCCACGUCGCCACAUGACGACGGGCAGCCGCCGGCCCGCAAGCCAGGCAAGUGUCCCUUUGAUCACACCAAACUCCAAGGCUUCCCAGGUAUGGCGACGGCCAUGUCUCAGCAUCAUGGCCCUGAAGUCCAAGAUGAAGAGGAUAUCGACGCCCCCAGAACGCCUCAACCUCCCCAUAAUUUCACCCCCGCUAAGGAGCCUUCCACACAUGCCCACGGCCACCCCCCUCCACCCCUGACUUCCUCAUCUCGUCAGCACCUCGGCCAGCCUCCUGCUUUUAUCAAACCAGGCAAUGGAAUCACCGGUGGCCCCCCUCCUCCCAACGGGGUCCACGCCCCUCCUCAAAUGGUGUUCACGGGCCCCGUAUUCAUCGGAUACCCCGUCGAUCAAGCCAUACAAAUCAUGAACCAAUACCGUCCCCCGGCGGUGUAA
Geosmithia morbida is the source of this 1590-nucleotide messenger RNA. RefSeq lists its product as uncharacterized. The record is from RefSeq and is a predicted model, not a curated record. The transcript has 2 exons. NCBI's taxonomy places the organism in Eukaryota, Fungi, Ascomycota, Sordariomycetes, Hypocreales, Bionectriaceae. Bases 1 to 1590 code for a protein of 529 amino acids.